Molecule: messenger RNA, 381 nt
Organism: Photinus pyralis (common eastern firefly)
Lineage: Eukaryota; Metazoa; Arthropoda; Insecta; Coleoptera; Lampyridae
Product: zinc finger protein 525-like
Exons: 1
Coding region: 1-381 (126 amino acids)
Biological process (GO): regulation of gene expression
Cellular component (GO): nucleus
Source: RefSeq, a predicted model, not a curated record
AUGUACAAGUGCGACUGGUGCGAUUACACAACGAAGUACAUUUACAGCAUAAAGAGGCACACGUCGAUGCACGACACGUCGAUCAAACUAAAGUGCGACCAAUGCGACUACACCACUCACUGGAAGGACAACUUGAAACAACACGAAAUGACGCGUCACACUACGGUCGAGUACAAGUGCGACGUCUGCGAUUUCACGACGGAUAGAAGAUACGCGAUGCGCUACCACAAGUACGCGCACAAGGGUAUAAUGUAUCAGUGUCACUUGUGCAGCUAUAAGUCAAAGUUUAAGAACAGCUAUAAACGGCACUUCUCGACUCAUCACCCAGGCGAGGCGAAUUUGGCAGGGAAAAUCGAAGAGACGUAUCGGCAGAAUGUGUAA